AUGUCGGUUUUACAUAAAACAUGUUUUUAUAAUUUUAAGGGAUUCUUCGAUAUACCUGUUGACAAUUUGUACGCUGAACCGGCAGUCUUAAAAUGGAUUAAAGAAAAUAUACCAGAGUGGAAGAAUUCUAUUAUUGUAUCACCCGAUGCUGGUGGAGCCAAACGUGUGACAUCUAUUGCGGACCGGCUGAAUGUUGAGUUUGCUCUUAUUCAUAAAGAAAGAAAAAAGGCUAACGAAGUAGCUUCCAUGGUCCUUGUCGGAGAUGUGAAAGACAAAAUUGCUAUUUUAGUAGACGAUAUGGCGGACACUUGUGGUACUAUCGUACAUGCUGCUGACCGGUUGGUUGAGGCUGGUGCACUCAAGGUUUAUGCCAUUUUAACUCAUGGUAUAUUUUCGGGUCCGGCGAUUUCCCGGAUUAACAACGCUUGCUUCGAGGCUGUCGUUGUUACGAAUACAAUACCGCAAGAUGGACAUAUGAGGGACUGUCCGAAAAUUCAGUGCAUCGAUGUUUCGAUGAUGUUUGCCGAAGCUGUUAGAAGGACACAUAAUGGCGAAAGUGUUUCAUAUCUCUUUUCAAAUGUUCCGUAUUAAUACCUAAUUAUGAAAAUAUCGUGCAAAUGUCAGUUAUCGUUACUCGCAUAUGCUUUUCGUUGCAGAUUAGUUUUAUUUGGAAGCAUAUUGUAGUUAAAACUAUCAUUUUAUCCAAAACUAUUUAGAGGAAAUAUAAUGUGAACACUUGUUAAAUUUAUUACCAAAAAUAAUAAUAUAACUUGUUAGGAACCCCAACCACUCAAAUCUUAGUUUUGCAUAAUAUAUAAAAAAUCCUUACCUUAAAUCUUUAAAAUAGUUCUUCAAUAUCCACUCAGAUUUUGUUAAUUCCUAUUGAGUUGUAUAACAAUCGACUUAAAUAAAAAGUAUAAUUAACAAACAUGGA
Messenger RNA from Bactrocera tryoni, 934 nucleotides. Its product is annotated as ribose-phosphate pyrophosphokinase 2-like. The coding region runs from base 1 to 591 and encodes 196 amino acids. The record is from RefSeq and is a predicted model, not a curated record. Gene Ontology annotation, biological process: 5-phosphoribose 1-diphosphate biosynthetic process; purine nucleotide biosynthetic process. The transcript is spliced from 5 exons. Gene Ontology annotation, cellular component: cytoplasm; ribose phosphate diphosphokinase complex. Gene Ontology annotation, molecular function: ribose phosphate diphosphokinase activity; magnesium ion binding. NCBI's taxonomy places the organism in Eukaryota, Metazoa, Arthropoda, Insecta, Diptera, Tephritidae.